Scylla paramamosain (green mud crab) is the source of this 671-nucleotide messenger RNA. RefSeq names its product anti-lipopolysaccharide factor-like. The record is from RefSeq and is a predicted model, not a curated record. Bases 98 to 445 code for a protein of 115 amino acids. Lineage: Eukaryota; Metazoa; Arthropoda; Malacostraca; Decapoda; Portunidae. The transcript has 3 exons.
ACAUAAGAACAGGCGUCGGAUGCAUUGCCGCCAGUCUCGACUUGGGCAGCAGUGCAUUUGAGUCUUAUACCUAGCACAUCCUGACCCAGCCAUCAGCAUGGGACGCGUGUCGAUGCUUCUCGUCGUGUUAUCCAUUGCCCUGGUUGCCCCCAGCCAAGGCUUCCUGAAGGACCUACUCUUCGGUGAAGCGAAAAAAGCUUUGCUUGAUGACGGAAAUACUGAGAUCCUUGACCAUGUCUGUAACUACAGAGUAAUGCCCCGUUUUAAAGACUGGGAGCUCUACUUCAGGGGAGACGUGUGGUGCCCCGGCUGGACAAUCAUCAAGGGAGAAUCGCUGACUCGCAGCAGGACUAGAGUGGUGAACAAGGCCGUUGCAGAUUUCGCCAGGAAAGCUGUCGCUCAGGGACUCAUCACCCAGGAGGACGCUCAACCUUUGCUAGAGUAGCCUGGAGCUACAAGCAGUAUGCCAAAGAGGUGCAAAGACGGGAUGAUCAUUCACCCUUCCGUGAUCUCCCACACCGCACCACCACCCAACCACGCCCAGCCAACACCAUCUUCCUUAUUCUUCUGUUGUCAUUCUUAUCCACGAUUUACGAAAUCUAAAACACAUCUCUCGGUUACAACUGUAUGUUAUAAAUGAUUAUAAUAUAACAAUUAUCAUAAAUACACCA